AUGGGGGCGAAAAACCUCACCCCUACAGCAACAGAAUUCAUCUUGGUGGGACUCUCCAAUGACCGCAACACACAGAUUCUCCUCUUUGUGAUCAUUCUUCUCAUGUACAUAUUUAUCCUUGUUGGGAAUCUAGGGGUCAUAGUGCUAGUACGAUUGGACUCCCACCUCCACACCCCCAUGUAUUUUUUCCUCUCACAUCUUUCAGGCGUGGAGAUCUCUUUUGUCACCACCAAUGUACCCCAAAUGCUGACCCACCUUCUAAUUGGCCGUGCAGAAUUGUCCUUAAUACACUGUGCCUUACAGAUGUACAUGUCUUUGUCUCUGGGUUCUGUUGAAGCCAUUCUGCUAGGAGUCAUGGCUUACGAUCGAUACUUAGCCAUCUGCCAUCCCUUAGUAUACACCACAGCCAUGAGAAAAUGGCGCCAGUUCCAGCUUGCCUCAGCUUGUUGGCUAGCUUGCUUUAUAAUUGCUGCAAUAUGUGUGGGCAUCACCUUUCAGCAUCCUUUCUGUGGCUCCUGCUGCAUCAACCACUUUGUCUGUGAGAUACCAGUAGUUUUGAAGCUUGCGUGUGAUGACACCUACAUUACAGAAUCUGUCAUUGUUAUGUUUGCAGCAGUUGUCAUUGUGGGACCCUUUUCAGUUAUCUUGACCUCCUAUGGCCUCAUUCUGAUCUCUGUGUUGCAAAUACGGUCAGUCAGUGGACUUCGCAAGGCCUUCUCUACAUGUGGGUCCCAUUUAUUGGCAGUUAUCAUGUUCUAUGGCACAACCACCCUUAACUACAUUAUACCCCAAGCAGGAAAAUCUGCUGAUUAUGACAAGCAGAUUGCUAUGUUUUACCUCGUGGUCACUCCACUUCUGAAUCCUCUCAUUUACACUCUGCGGAACAAGGAUGUCCGUGAGGCAGUGGCCAAGGUGCUACAAAGACGGGGUUUGUGA
This is a messenger RNA of Heteronotia binoei (common prickly gecko), 936 nucleotides long. Its product is annotated as olfactory receptor 2J3-like. Gene Ontology annotation, molecular function: olfactory receptor activity; G protein-coupled receptor activity. Gene Ontology annotation, cellular component: membrane. The record is from RefSeq and is a predicted model, not a curated record. Gene Ontology annotation, biological process: G protein-coupled receptor signaling pathway. The transcript has a single exon. NCBI's taxonomy places the organism in Eukaryota, Metazoa, Chordata, Lepidosauria, Squamata, Gekkonidae. Bases 1 to 936 code for a protein of 311 amino acids.